Messenger RNA from Plasmodium cynomolgi strain B, 1041 nucleotides. RefSeq names its product geranylgeranyltransferase. Gene Ontology annotation, molecular function: Rab geranylgeranyltransferase activity. Gene Ontology annotation, cellular component: Rab-protein geranylgeranyltransferase complex. The record is from RefSeq and is a predicted model, not a curated record. The transcript has a single exon. NCBI's taxonomy places the organism in Eukaryota, Apicomplexa, Aconoidasida, Haemosporida, Plasmodiidae. Gene Ontology annotation, biological process: protein geranylgeranylation. The annotation marks the transcript as partial.
AUGGACGAAAUUCAGUUCGUAAAAGACAAACACGUAAACUACCUAAACACCUACACCGUCGCAACCAACGCAGAAGAGCUCAUAUUCAACGAAACCCUAAAGAUGUGCGGCGUGUUCUACUACAUCUGCUCAUGUAAAAUUUUAUCGCACCAAAUUGAGAAGAAGGAGGAAUUCAUUAACUUCAUUCUGCAGUGCCAAAAUACCGAUGGGGGCUUUGGGAACAACAAAAAUUACGACUCCCAUGUUGUGUCGACACACCACGCGAUAUUAUCUCUCCUCUUACUUAACCAUCCGUUCGACGGGUUCAACCCGUACCUCCAUUCGCAGGAUAGUCCCCAUGAUACAGAUAACCCACCAAAGAACAUAACAGACAGCACCACGAAUUAUAUCCUAUCCCUGCUCAAUGAUGAUGGCUCCUUUAAGGGGGACAUUUGGGGAGAAGUCGACACACGCUUUGUAUACAGCGCAGUCAGCUGCCUAACCAUCCUAAACCAACUCAGUCUAGUGUCAACAGAAAAAAUUGCAUCAUACGUCUUAACAAAUUAUGCAAUAUGCCAAAAUGGAUUUUCUUGGACUAGUGGAAAUGAACCCCAUGCUGCUAGCGUCUUCUGUGCAGUAGCAACUUUAUUUUUAAUUAAAAAAUUACAUCUCAUUAAUGAACAAAAAAUCGCAGAGUGGCUAAGUUUGAGACAAACAAAUAAUGGGGGGUUCAACGGACGAGCAGAAAAACUAACAGACACCUGCUACUCGUGGUGGAUAUUCUCCUCAUUAAUUCUUCUGGGUAAAUACAAAUGGGUAAAUAAAAAUGCCCUAAAAAAUUAUAUCCUUCUAUGCCAGGAUUUAGAAAAUGGAGGCAUAAGUGACAAUCCGGAUUGCCUCCCUGACAUCUGCCAUACCUUCUUCGGCCUUGCUGCACUCAGCUUGAUAGACAACCUGCACGAAUCAGACGGGGGAUUGGACCUCCGACAAAUGCACCCCGUGUAUGCAAUCCCUCUCCACGUCGUCAGGGAAAGGGGCUUACCUCAUCAAGAUGUGGAAACG